ACGCCGACGCCGCCCUCCUCCUCCUCCUCCCCUGCCGUCAAAUCUAGCUGGUCGAGCCCGAACCUGUUCUCCGACGUGUCUUUGCAGGGCGGUGGUGAACAAGGUGAACGAGCUCGGGGAGACGGCUCUCUUCACCGCGGCAGAGAAGGGCCACCUGUGAGGGAGCUGUUGAGAGAGUCGGACCGGAGCGGAACUGUUGCAAUGUGCAGAACGCCUCCUUCACUUCUGACCGUGUGGUGAGUUUUUAAAUUAGUAUAGGAGUUCCAGAUCAAUUUUAUUGUCAGUGUAGAAGCUGAAGUUUGAUAACCGAGAAGUGUGCCCUAGAAGAUUCAUAAUUAGGAACCAAUGAAAUGCUUCAGUUUUUUGUUCUAUCUUAUCCAAAC
Molecule: messenger RNA, 383 nt
Organism: Linum tenue
Lineage: Eukaryota; Viridiplantae; Streptophyta; Magnoliopsida; Malpighiales; Linaceae
Source: the annotation of a GenBank genome assembly